UAGGAUAGAGAUCGCAUGCAACAUAUACAAAUACGAUAACUAGCACAAAACCAAAAAUAAAAUAGAGCAAAAAACCCACAAAGCCGUGGUUUAACGUGAAUUUAGAACCGCUAACUUGAAUAAUAACCCGCGGCAACAGUGUAAAAGUAGCCCGGAGUCAGUCCCACCUCUCCCGCAUCGGCGUCUGCACUUCACACGCAUUGCUCGCGGGCGCGGAUUGGAAUCACAAACUUGGCUGCAUUCGAGUCUUCGAGGCAUUUUGACAGCACAGCAUCAAAGCCAUGCCGAGUGAUGUUGGUGACUAUGUUGGCACAGACAUUGAAAUAUCCUGGUUGCCUAAUCUGGAUGAUUUAAUGAAAGGUUAUGCCCGAAACUUUCGCCCUGGGAUUGGAGGACCUCCUGUGAAUGUUGCCAUGGCCAUUGAAGUAGCCAGUAUUGACCAUAUCUCAGAAGCCAACAUGGAAUACACCAUGACAGUAUUUCUGCGGCAGAGUUGGAGAGAUGACCGUCUGUCGUACAACCACACAAACAAUACUCUUGGCCUGGACAGCCGCUUUGUGGACAAACUCUGGUUACCAGACACAUUCAUAGUUAAUGCCAAAUCAGCCUGGUUUCAUGAUGUCACUGUGGAGAACAAACUCAUACGCCUGCAGCCUGAUGGAGUCAUUCUCUACAGUAGUCGAAUUACAUCUACAGUUGCAUGCGAUAUGGACCUCACGAAAUACCCCAUGGAUGAACAGGAAUGCAUGCUAGACUUGGAAAGCUAUGGCUACUCUUCAGAAGACAUUGUGUAUCACUGGUCAGAGAGUCAGAAACACAUUCAUGGGCUGGACAAGUUGGAGCUGUCCCAGUUCACCAUCACAGAUUAUCGCUUUGUCACAGAGAUGAUGAACUUUAAAUCUGCAGGGAGAUUUCCACGUCUCAGCUUACGGUUUGAACUAAGGCGUAACCGAGGAGUUUACAUCAUUCAGUCCUACAUGCCCUCAAUCUUACUGGUUGCCAUGUCAUGGGUUUCAUUCUGGAUCAGCCAAUCAGCUGUGCCAGCAAGAGUGUCUUUAGGAAUCACAACGGUGCUCACCAUGACAACACUGAUGGUCAGUGCUCGUUCAUCUUUGCCCCGUGCUUCUGCCAUCAAAGCUCUGGACGUGUAUUUCUGGAUCUGCUACGUCUUUGUGUUUGCUGCCUUGAUCGAAUACGCUUUUGCUCACUAUAAUGCAGACUACAGCAAGAAGGAGAAAGCCAAAGUCAAGACGAAUAAGAGUGCAGAGUCCAUGGUAAAGAAUGGAAAGCAGGCCAUGGUUCUGUUUUCGCUCUCUGUGGCUGGCAUGAACCAGGGCCUCCUCGUCUCAAACAGGCAAAACAGGGCCCAGCGGGCCACUGACCCUACUGGAGAUCCACAUGAAGAGACAGAGGUUCGUGGCACUCAGUCCCGUCGGGCACAGAAGGAAAGCAGUGAAGAGAAGAAAUGCUGCAAGUGUAAACCUAUUGAUGCCGACACCAUUGAUAUCUACGCUCGUGCUGUCUUCCCUUUCACCUUCGCUGUGGUAAAUGUCAUCUACUGGGUGGCAUACACAAUGUAAAUCAUUUAUGAAAUUUUGAGCUCUGCAUGUAUAUAAAUCAACAAACGAUGUGACAACAGAACUAUACAAUUAUUAGAAUAUGAAAACGUUUGGAUUAUUAACGCUUAUAAAUGUAAUGAUGUUGGGUAGUCUUUUAGAAUAUGUUAAAUGCAUUAUGUUGAAUUCAGUUUUAGAAGACUGAUACAUACCUCUGCAUCUUUACAAAUAGUCCUUGAUGCUUUACAAUGACAUUUCCUUGUUGCUUUUUUCCUCUUUCAUAAUAUUUGCACCAGAAUAGCCUUCUAAGUACUGGUAUGAAUGAACUGAAGCGGAAAUUUAUACUGCUUUAUGAAUGAAUCUUUUGUUUUCAUUCAUUUCUUCUCCAUCUUUAAAUCUUUCCUCACAGAAGGAAAUGUGGCAAUAUCUGUGUGUUUCUUGCAACUUAAUGUCAUUCUCAAUUGAAAUUCAAAGCCAUCUGAAUAUUUAACAUACAAAUUAGAUAUUUUUCUGUAUGCAUUCUCUUACAUAUAUAGUGUUUAUCUUAAUGUUAUUAUUCUCCCCGCAAUGGGGUUCAAAUAUGAGCAAAUACCACUUUGUGUUGUGGAAAAAUGUUAAAUAUGAGCUAUGGGAACCCUGCCCACAAGUAAUGAUGGUAGUGAUGACGGUAGUGAUGCUAUUCUGAGCAAUUUAUCCUUUCAAUAUCUUUUAUUUAGCCUUUUCUUUUGUCAGAGGCAGCUCUAAUUCUGAUUUUGUUCUGAAGUGCCACAUUUGUUUUGCAACAACAUUUGCGAUUGUCAUGACAAUCAGCACACAUUGUUUUUGUGCAUGAAAAUGAACAUGUGAUUUAUUAUUUCCUGCUUUUUUAUUUAAAU
This is a messenger RNA of Onychostoma macrolepis, 2431 nucleotides long. It is a transcript of the gene gabrd, whose product is annotated as gamma-aminobutyric acid type A receptor subunit delta. The record is from RefSeq and is a predicted model, not a curated record. Bases 282 to 1580 code for a protein of 432 amino acids. Gene Ontology annotation, cellular component: GABA-A receptor complex; membrane; neuron projection. Gene Ontology annotation, molecular function: neurotransmitter receptor activity; extracellular ligand-gated monoatomic ion channel activity; GABA-A receptor activity. Lineage: Eukaryota; Metazoa; Chordata; Actinopteri; Cypriniformes; Cyprinidae. Gene Ontology annotation, biological process: chemical synaptic transmission; signal transduction; regulation of membrane potential. The transcript is spliced from 9 exons.